Photinus pyralis (common eastern firefly) is the source of this 4376-nucleotide messenger RNA. It is a transcript of the gene Toll-7, whose product is annotated as toll-like receptor 7. The coding region runs from base 241 to 4185 and encodes 1314 amino acids. The transcript has a single exon. Gene Ontology annotation, biological process: signal transduction. Gene Ontology annotation, molecular function: protein binding. The record is from RefSeq and is a predicted model, not a curated record. NCBI's taxonomy places the organism in Eukaryota, Metazoa, Arthropoda, Insecta, Coleoptera, Lampyridae.
UUCUGUUAGUUUCGUGUCAGAUGCUGUUCGAGAAAGGAUGUAUAACGUGUUAUUACAUACCUUCUUAUGCACACACAAGUUUGUAAUUAACGUUCGUGGACGAAGUAUGACUGUGAUAUGAACUGUAGUUAAAUGUGAAAAUGCCGUGUGUUUUACGUAAUGAAUCAUGAAAUUAGUGCAAAUGAUCGACGGUUUUUCGGUAACGUGAUUAAUAAUUUGUGCUAAGAAAAAUACUUCACAAUGUGGUUACAAACGUGCGCGUUUUUACUGGUGGUAACCGGAGUUUAUGCAAAAUUCGAAGGGCCGGAGCAGUGUACGUGGGUAGCCGACAAUAACAGUACUUCAACUGGAAAAUUUUUGGUUACGUGCAAAUUUAGAACGUUGGACGGUUCCGGCACCAAUCUUAGCGCACUUCCAGUUGAAGGUACUUCCAAAUUAAAAAUCCAAUGCAGCGACAUGUUGUACUUUGAGAGCGAACUUCCCUCACACGGUCUUCAACGUCUGCAUGAAUUAGCAGAACUACAAGUCGAAAAUUGUAAAAUCUUAAAUUUGGCCGCCAACAGUUUCGAAGGUUUAGUUAACUUGAAGAAGCUUUCGAUUAAUAGUCGUAACGUGGAUUGGGGAUCGGGGAAGGCCUUACAAUUAACAGGAUCGAGCUUUGCGGGACUUAGAGAACUACAUAGUUUAAGCCUCGCCGAUAACAACAUCCGCAAUUUACCAGACGACAUCUUCUGCCCGCUUACUAAUCUGCACACCCUAAAUUUGACACAGAAUCGCAUAAGGAGCUCCGAGAGGAUCGGAUUUGGCGAUACAACUGCUCCCAGGUCCGGUUGCGGUAGCAGCGAUCUACAAAUUCUUGAUUUGUCGUAUAAUGAGAUACGGUUACUCCCCGAGGACUCUGGAUUGUCUCGUUUACGACGGUUGCAGCAGCUCGACUUGAAGUACAAUAAUAUAAGUGAAAUCUCCGGCGAAGCUCUUACCGGUCUUGUUUCACUACGCGUCCUCAAUUUGGCCAACAAUAAGAUCGAAAUGUUGCCCCAAGGAAUGUUUGCCAGUGCUCGUGAACUUCGCGAAGUACAUUUACAAAACAACUCGCUAUUUUCUCUUGCCAAAGGGUUGUUUCAUAGGUUGGAACAACUUUUAGUGUUAGAUUUAUCGGGAAACCAAUUAACGAGCAGUCACAUCGAUGCCGGGACAUUUAUUGGACUAAUUCGUUUGAUUGUGCUUAAUUUAUCGCAUAACGCACUAACGCGCAUCGACGGUCGCACGUUUAAGGAUCUCUUCUUUUUGCAAAUCUUGGAUUUAAGGAACAAUUCAAUCGGAUUUAUUGAGGAUAACGCGUUUCUCCCGUUAUACAAUUUACAUACGCUAAAUCUCGCCGAAAAUCGUUUGAAUACAAUCGGGCCUCUAUUAUUUAACGGGUUAUUUGUUUUGAGUAAAUUGACGCUUAACAAUAAUUUAAUCGUAAGCGUCGAUUCGCAAGCCUUUCGCAAUUGCUCCGAUUUAAAGGAGCUGGAUUUGAGUUCGAACGCGCUGCAGGACGUCCCCGACGCGAUCCAAGAGUUAGCAUUUUUGAAAACGUUAGACUUGGGCGAAAAUCAAAUUAAUUCGUUUCGGAAUGGAUCGUUCAAGAAUUUAAAUCAACUCACCGGUUUGAGGUUAAUCGAUAAUAACAUUGGUAACCUAUCGAAGGAUAUGCUUUGGGAUUUGCCCAGUUUGCAAGUCCUGAAUUUGGCGAAGAAUAAAAUACAAAGUAUCGAGCGGGGUACGUUCGAGCGGAAUACGCAAAUUGAAGCCAUUCGUUUGGACGAAAACUACCUUACGGAUAUAAACGGGGUAUUUGCAACUCUGGCCAGCUUACUAUGGUUAAAUUUAUCCAAAAAUCAUUUAGUGUGGUUCGAUUACGCUUUCAUACCGAGUAAUUUGAAGUGGUUAGAUAUUCACGGCAACUUUAUAGAACAUUUAGCUAAUUAUUAUAAAAUUCAAGAUGAAAUUAAAGUGAAAACUUUGGACGCUAGUCACAAUAGAAUAACGGACAUUUCUCCUAUGUCGGUACCAAAUAGUAUUGAGUUGCUCUUCAUUAAUAAUAAUUUUGUAAAAACCGUGCACGCGAAUACGUUCCUAGAUAAAACUAGUCUGGUGCGGGUCGAUAUGUACGCGAACGAUUUAGUGAAUAUGGACUUGAACUCUCUGAGACUUUCUCCGGUACCAACUAACCAUUCUCUCCCAGAGAUCUACAUCGGAGGUAAUCCCUUUCAUUGUGAUUGCACAAUGGAAUGGCUGCAGCUCAUUAACAACAUGUCAACGGUUCGCCAAUAUCCUCGUGUAAUGGAUUUGGACAACGUCGUGUGUCGAAUGACACAUUCGCGAGGUAUGACCCAUAUGCCUCUUACUAGAGCUAAACAAAGUGAUUUUCUCUGUACUUACGAAACGCACUGUUUCGCCCUGUGCCACUGUUGCGACUUCGACGCCUGCGAUUGCGAAAUGACCUGUCCUACGAAUUGUUCCUGUUACCACGACCAAACCUGGAAUACCAACGUCGUCGAUUGUUCCGGCCAAAACGUAAACGAAAUUCCACAUCGUAUUCCCAUGGACGCCACCGAAGUGUACCUAGACGGAAACGACUUCAAAGAACUCCAAAACCACGUUUUUAUCGGUCGAAAAAACAUGCGAGUGCUUUACGUAAAUAAUAGUGGAAUUGAAACGAUACAAAAUCGAACUUUCAACGGUCUAAACAACCUGCAAAAUUUACAUUUAGAGGACAACCGCAUACGCGAAUUAAAGGGGUACGAAUUCGAUCAUUUAGCGCAAUUGAAGGAGUUGUAUUUACAGAAUAAUUUAAUCGCCCAUAUAGGUAAUUUAACUUUAGUGCCCCUUAAAUCGUUAGAGAUCCUACGUUUGGAUGGGAAUAAGCUGGUCGCGUUUCCCGUUUGGCAAUUAUCUCAAAAUUUACGUUUAAUUGAGGUAACCUUAGGCAACAAUCAUUGGUCGUGCCGUUGUAAAUUUCUACAGGAGUUAUCUGCGUGGGUUAGUGAUAAUGCCGGUAAAGUAGUGGAUAGUUCCGAUAUUACGUGUUACAAUAUGGAUUCGAAACCUCCGCAGCGUCGCGAAAUUGACCUAAACAGCACCGCUUGCAGUGACUAUUACGCGGGUGGUUCGGUUAUAGAUAGCAUGUUUAUCUCGGAUUAUCUUCCGAUGGCGGUUGUGACUUUGUGCAUUGUACUGUUAUUGCUAUUGGGGUUGGUGUUUUGGUUUUCGUUCCGCGAUUCGGCACGUAUUUGGUUAUACUCGCGUUAUGGGGUUCGACUGUGCAGUUUUCGCGCGACGACCGCGAAACAGUGCGAGGACAGAGACAAAUUGUACGACGGUUUCGUUUGUUACAGCCCGAAGGACGAAGAAUGGGUUGUGCAAUCUUUAGCCGUCGAGUUAGAGCCGAGUUUCCAAUUGUGUUUACAUUACAGAGACUUGCCGCACGCCGCGUAUUUACAGCAUGCCGCCCCAGCCGUUUUAGAAGCCGCGGAAGCCAGCCGUAGGGUUAUUUUAAUCUUAACUCGAAAUUUCCUUCAAACGGAAUGGUCGAGGUUUGAACUGCGCCAAGCCCUACACGAAGCUUUGAAGGGUAGGGUGUUUAAGUUGGUUAUUUUAGAAGAGGGUCCUAUUCCGGAGGCCGAACUCGAUCCGGAGCUAAGGCCGUAUUUAAAAACCGGUCAACGUGUGCGUUGGGGUGAAAGACGAUUCUGGGAAAAGUUGCGUUACGCUAUGCCUUCGGUCGAACCUCGAGGCAAAAUAAAUGCAAAUUACCGCCGUAAUGUAAAUAAUUAUACGAUAGACUCGCGUGUGGUAGCCAACGGCACGCAUCAUAACACUUAUCCUGAAAAAAUUAAGAAUCCUCCGCCGCCAUCCCCUGGUUUGCAAAUGUUUCCGCCGCCGGCGUACACGGCGGGGAUGUCUCAGGAAGUAGACGAUGCGAACUACUCGUCCGCGACGACCGCGACGCCUUCACCGAAACCGAUACGUCGCGUGCAAGAACCACGUCCCCUUUCGGACCACAUCUAUUCUAGUAUCGAUUCCGACUACAGCACCUUAGAACGUGGUGGUUCGGGUCGGAGAGGACCCCCAUGGAGACCUCAAGUUAUGAUGCAUCAUCAUUCUGGAGGCGGUAGCGGCCAGGCCUACCUCGUGUGAUAACCCCAUUGACUGAUUAGGCGUAAGAAAGACUUUUUAAUAAUACUGACUAUAAGACUCGCAUCGUGUAAUUUUUGUUCCCUUAUUUUUGUACAUUUUUGUACAUAGCGAUAUAUUUAUUUGAUGAUGAUUUUUUUUUGUAUAAUUUGUGUAUAUUUUAUACCAGUUGCGAAACGAAUAAUAAAUGCAAU